GGAUUUCUAGGGUCCCCAUCAGUAGCAUCGCCGAACGCGCUCCACCGAUAUCAUUCCUUCCACAUUCACUCUUCAGUAUUUACAAAUUUUGUUUUUUUGACAAAAUCAUCCAGUUGCUUCCCACGGCUGACUGCACAGAUACUGACAAUAGGUGACUUAUUGAUUCAUUAAACUACUAGAAUCGCGAUGGCAAGUCCUGUGGUGAUAGCUGCUACAGCCCGGCACACCGCAACACUGAUUUUCUUUCAUGGCCUCGGUGACACUGGGCAUGGAUGGGCAAGCGCUAUGGGCUCGAUUCGCUCGCCACAUAUGAAAGUCAUUUGUCCCACUGCACCUACCAUGCCUGUUACCUUGAAUACUGGAUUCCGAAUGCCAUCUUGGUUUGAUCUUCGAUCCUUGGAUGCGACAGGCCCCGAGGAUGAGGAAGGAAUAAUACGAGCUGCUGCAGCCGUUCACGCAAUGAUCGAGGAGGAGGUUUCUGCUGGCAUUCCAACAGAACGAAUUGUCCUCGGUGGAUUUAGUCAAGGUGGCGCACUGGCCCUGUACAGUGCCCUUACAUACAACAAGCCCCUGGCAGGAGUAGUGGCUCUGUCUGCCUGGCUUCCCCUCCACCAAAAAUUCCCAGCUAUUGCAGUGGGAAAUAAGGAUACGCCAGUUCUCCAGUGUCAUGGAGAUUGCGAUCCCAUUGUGCCGUAUAAGUGGGGACAAAUGACGGCUUCACUCCUCAAGCAGUUCAUGGGACGUACGGAGUUCAAGACGUACAGAGAAAUGAUGCAUAGCUCAUCUGAAGAGGAAAUGCGUGAUAUGAAGGCAUUCAUCGAGAAAUAUGUCAAGCCAUAAUGUAGAUGAAUAUAUUUGUACGAAGUACAUAUUGAACAUAAUCUAUAAUUAUCUUUAGACAUAAAUAAUGGCAGUAUCAGCUAAACCAACAGCAAUGAAGAAAAAAAACAAUAAUAAUAAAUAUAGCGAUAACGAUAAACUAGUACUGAGGAGUUGAUAAAUAAAACCUCGAGAUUUUGAGUGAUUUUGGAUGGAAAUAGCGAGGGAAUAAAGUGAGUCCAGUGAGGCAGAGUUAUCUGUGCAAGUAAAUUUCAAUUGUGAUUCUAGGUGACUCAAACUACUGUACAAUCAAUAUAAAUCGUAUGAGAAUACGAUGUACGAAUGAUUAUUUAUAUGUAUAUAUAAUUUUGUGGUCGUCUGCCUCGAACUACUUGACAUUUUAAUGCUUUUAUCCUAGUGAAUUUCGAGAUUUAAAAAAAUGUAUAGUGAAUUCAACGGCGUAAUUAGUCGCAUGCUAUCUAUGAUAACACAAAAAUUGAACCAUAUUUUAAUUAUAUAACUUCGGCUUCCUACGAAUACAGAAUACAACUGUCGAUUAGAUCGUUAAUUUCAUCGAAGUCUUCGAUAUUUUCGGAAUGAGAUUUAUAUUGUUUUCAUUUUAAUUGAAUUUUCUCUUGUCCAUUUUUAGAGAAGUGAAUUAGCAAGGGAAACUAAUAAAGCAAAAAGAGUUUGAUAAUGAUUUAUCAUGUAUCUUUGUAUUAAUCGUAAAUCCUCGAUUGUCUUUGCGACAUGUUAAGUAAAGAAAAUCCACAUUUACUGGGUUUAACAAUGAAGAAUUCGGUGAUGUUAAAAAUAUGUCAAAUGAAGAAUAAACAAAUUCAGACUGUCCA
Molecule: messenger RNA, 1670 nt
Organism: Diachasmimorpha longicaudata
Lineage: Eukaryota; Metazoa; Arthropoda; Insecta; Hymenoptera; Braconidae
Gene: Apt1
Product: acyl-protein thioesterase 1
Exons: 7
Coding region: 187-840 (217 amino acids)
Biological process (GO): protein depalmitoylation
Cellular component (GO): cytoplasm
Molecular function (GO): carboxylic ester hydrolase activity; palmitoyl-(protein) hydrolase activity
Source: RefSeq, a predicted model, not a curated record